AUGGUCAUUGAUUCUGGAGCGAGUACGAACGUCAUUGACAAACACCUGUGGGAAGAUUUAAAGAAAAAACACAUUAAAUGCACUUCGAGGAAAACCACGAAGAAACUGUAUGCCUAUGCAUCAACAACUCCCCUUACAGUAACAUGAACAUUCACAGCAGAUGUAAAUGUAGCUGAUAGACACGUGACAACAGAAUUCACCGUUAUCGAAGGAAAGGGGGAGUCGUUGUUGGGAAGAAAGACAGCAACCGAGCUUGGAGUCCAAAAGUUACAAAUUCCAGUUGCGAGACACAAAGUUUUGUUCCAAGGUAUUGGGAAAUUGAAAGAGUAUCAAAUGAAGCUGCAUAAUGAUCCGCAGGUUCGACCAGUUGCACAGUCUGUUAGGCGGACUGCAUUCAGCUUGAGAGGAAAGAUCGAGGAAAAACUUGACGAGUUACUUCGUGAAGACAUUAUCGAGAAAGUUGAUGGGCCAACCCCGUGGGUGAAUCCAGUUGUGGUAGUGCCAAAGGCGAAUGAUGAGGUCCGGUUAUGUGUGGAUAUGCGGUGUGCCAACAAAGCGAUUAUAAGGGAGAGACACCCGAUUCCAACUAUUGAUGAAAUACUCCAGGAUAUGCAAGAGGGAGGUGUUUUCAGCAAGCUAGAUCUCAAGUGGGGGUACCACCAGAUAGAAUUAAGUGAAGAAUCCAGAAGCAUCACAACUUUCGUGACGCACAAGGGUUUGUUCAGAUACAAAGGUUGA
Paramuricea clavata is the source of this 738-nucleotide messenger RNA. Lineage: Eukaryota; Metazoa; Cnidaria; Anthozoa; Malacalcyonacea; Plexauridae. The record is from the annotation of a GenBank genome assembly.